Messenger RNA from Triticum aestivum (bread wheat), 1462 nucleotides. RefSeq lists its product as uncharacterized. The coding region runs from base 115 to 1248 and encodes 377 amino acids. Lineage: Eukaryota; Viridiplantae; Streptophyta; Magnoliopsida; Poales; Poaceae. The transcript is spliced from 3 exons. The record is from RefSeq and is a predicted model, not a curated record.
CCAGCAUAGCCAAGUUGACAUGACUGCUCCAUCGACCCUUCCCCGUUUUAAAGCCCCAUUGUUGACAGUGUAGGAGCAGAGAGCCCAGCACCACUUCGCCAGGCACGGGGAGAGAUGGGCAUGGCGGAGGGGAUGCGGCGCCGGUGCAUCACACUGCUCGUGCUCGUCGGCGUCGCUGCUCGGGCGGCUUCGGCCGUCACGGACGGCCUACUACCGAACGGCAACUUCAAGGACGGGCCAGCCAAGUCCCAGCUGAACGGCACGGUGGUGAUGGGGCGCCACUCCAUACCCAACUGGGAGAUCUCGGGGUUCGUCGAGUACAUCCAGUCGGGGCACACGCAGGACGACAUGAUCGUGGCGGUGCCGGAGGGCGCCAGCGCCGUGCGCCUGGGCAACGACGCGUCCAUCCGGCAGAACAUCAGAGUCACGCGGCGCGCCUACUACUCCAUCACCUUCAGCGCGGCGCGCACCUGCGCCCAAGCCGAGAAGCUCAACGUGUCCGUCGCCGCGGAUUCCGGCGUGCUCCCCGUCCAGACCGUGUACAGCAGCGGCGGCUGGGAUUCCUACUCAUGGGCCUUCAGGGCCAAGCACAGCGCCGUGUGGCUCGCCAUCCACAACCCCGGCGUCGAGGAGGACCCGGCGUGCGGCCCCGUCAUCGACGCCAUCGCCAUCAAGACCCUCCAGCCUCCCACGAAAACCAAAGGCAAUAUGCUCAGGAAUGGCGACUUUGAGGAUGGGCCGUACAUCUUCCCGGACUGCCCGUGGGGGGUUCUGGUGCCGCCGAUGGACGAGGACAACUGCUCGCCGUUGCCGGGAUGGAUGGUCAUGUCGAGCACCAAGGUGGUCAAGUACGUGGACGCGCCGAGGUACAGGGUGCCGCACGGCGCGCGGGCCGUCGAGCUGGUGGCUGGAAGGGAGACGGCGCUGGUGCAGGAGGUGGCGACCGUGGCCGGGCGAUCGUACAGGCUGCAGUUCUACGUCGGGGACGCGGCCAACGGGUGCAAGGAGUCCAUGGUCGUGGAGGCCUAUGUGGCGGCGGCGAGCCUGAAGGUCCAAUACCAGUCCCAGGGCACGGGAGGGUACAGGCGCGCCAUGCUCGAUUUCGUGGCGAUCGGGAACCUCACGCGUGUGGUGUUCCAGAGCCUUCACCACCACAUGAAGGUCGACGGCACGCUCUGCGGGCCGGUCGUGGAUGACAUCUCUCUCGUCAGCGUGCGCAAGCGCGCGGCUCGCCGACUGUUCAUGUGAACUCGAUUAGUCGAUGUACUAGUACGAUGCAGAGGCCGGGGCUGUCCUCCUCUCAAAGAAAAAAAAAGUAUGAUUUAGGCUACCACUAGAAUUUUCCAUAACUACGAACCAUAACUUAUGAUUGCAUGGUUAGAAGGAUUGUGGUAUCCCAGGACAACAGGGUUCCAAUCUUGAUGCUCGCAUUUAUUUCAAAAUUUCCGGCGAUGCACAUUAA